Amoebophrya sp. A25 is the source of this 972-nucleotide messenger RNA. NCBI's taxonomy places the organism in Eukaryota, Dinophyceae, Syndiniales, Amoebophryaceae. The record is from the annotation of a GenBank genome assembly.
UCUAUUUCCUCGUGGUGUCCAUUUCCCUUAAAGAUAAGUAGGUGCCCUUAUAUAGUAGUACAACAGGUACAGCUAGUACAGGUUCAGAGAUAUUGAGCAAGAAGGAGUCGUGGUCUUGUUUUUGAUGCGGCACAUCAGAUUUUGUUGUUUUGGUCCUUAGAAGUAGAAGUUUCUUUUUCAUCAUGAAGUUUCAUGGCCAUAUUCAUCUUGUUGUUUUUCCCCUGUUCGGCCAUAUUCAUCCUGUUGCUUUCAUGUACUUAAACUGGUGUUUGUGAUGUACGUACUCUAGAAACAAGCUAUUUGAUCUACGUACUCCAGAACUAGAUCAUUCGUUCAUCUUUCUGUGUUGUUUGCUAACUAGACCCAACAUACUAAAGCUUCAAUUUUUCUUUACUCCCCCAUGAUGUUGAUGUGCACCAUGAUAACCAUGCAUAACUAUAAUGAUGUAGUUACAAGAACCAACAUGUCGUCAUCGUCCUCUAUGUCCUUUUUGUGGCUGAUGGGAUCACAGUCGUUUUUGUGUUGCUGAAGCUGGGCGUGUCUUGCUCGAGUGGGACAGCCACUACAGCCCUCAGUAGACCAACUUGCUAGAGGACCGAAAAAUAAGGAACGAGAUUGGGAGAACCACAACCACUAUCCGAGCAAGGCACUAGAGGGGAAUGCUCCCGUGUGAGACCAGAGAACAACCACAUAUGCUGUUAUUAAGGCUACAAGAAAUCCAUCUUCACGCGCAUCCUGAGACCGUUUAUUUUCAAGGGGAAGUAAAAGGUUCUUCUAGGAUGCGUUUCAAGAUGGAUUUCUCUUCGGUCUAAGAUAGAUACGACCCUUCUUCCUCAGAGGGGUAGCACUGAUAAGUAAGUACCUUCGUUCUGAGGAGGUCGUACCUUCGUUCCGAGGAACAGAAGAUAAAAGUACGGCGUCUUCGUUCUUCUACAGGUAAAAAGAGAGUACCUACCCCAAGUCUCAGUGGAC